GGCUUUUUAAUAUCGUUUUUCCACCUCUCCCCAUUUUUUUUUUCUUGAAAGCAUGACCAGUUUGAAUCGCAUAGAAUACAUCGUCGGAAUAGAUUUAGGACAUUCUAAUUCAGGAGUCUCGAUAACUCAUGUGAACGACCCAUUAAAUAUUAUUACCGUUUCAUCCUGGAACGAUUGCAAGGGAGGCAUAAAAGAAUUCUAUUCAUCAAUUCUGUACCUAAAGGAUGAGAACUAUACCCCAUUAUGCGGUAUUAAAGUUGAAGAUGUUACAGAUAUUAAAACUAUUGGUUAUUGCCUCGUUUGUCCAACCGAUCGACAAAAAUUCAUGAAAGAUUGCUUUAUCGAGGCAGGAAUUAUCGAGGCGUCUGAAACUGAGCACCGACUUUCAUUUGUUAUCGAAGCUGUCGCUCUAGGUGAAAUCUCUUUUGGAAUAGCAAAAAUUCAUUCGUCUUUCAAUAAAUCCUUCGUUACUGCUACGGCAGUUUUUGAUGAUAUCACACAAGGCACAAUAAAUCUAGGGAUGAAGUACAAUGAUUGGUUGAUAAAACGUACGACAGGUCGGAAUUCGGUUACUUGUAAAAAAGAAAAGUUUUCAGAAAACAUCAAGGUAAUUUUUGGCAUCCACGAUUUGAAUAUCAAAUCAUUAACCUGAUAAAUUUCUCCGUUACUGUUAUGCAUCUACCAUGAAUGGUCCACAAUCGUCUGCCAUCUAGCCCCUAGAUA
This is a messenger RNA of Mucor mucedo, 723 nucleotides long. RefSeq lists its product as uncharacterized. The coding region runs from base 53 to 652 and encodes 199 amino acids. The record is from RefSeq and is a predicted model, not a curated record. The transcript is spliced from 6 exons. NCBI's taxonomy places the organism in Eukaryota, Fungi, Mucoromycota, Mucoromycetes, Mucorales, Mucoraceae.